This is a messenger RNA of Photinus pyralis (common eastern firefly), 1761 nucleotides long. RefSeq names its product protein YIF1B-B (gene Yif1). The coding region runs from base 157 to 1245 and encodes 362 amino acids. Gene Ontology annotation, biological process: endoplasmic reticulum to Golgi vesicle-mediated transport. Lineage: Eukaryota; Metazoa; Arthropoda; Insecta; Coleoptera; Lampyridae. The record is from RefSeq and is a predicted model, not a curated record. Gene Ontology annotation, cellular component: Golgi membrane; endoplasmic reticulum-Golgi intermediate compartment; COPII-coated ER to Golgi transport vesicle. The transcript is spliced from 6 exons.
UUCAAACCUUUUACACGUACUGUUGACCACAUUCAACUUUUCUUUAAAAAUACUGAACUUUAAAUUCGUAGUGACGUGUCGGAAAUACAAAAAGAAGUUAAAAUAUGAAAUAAUUAUAAAAGAGUUUGUGUAUUAAGAAGAUCACGUCAGUUAAAGAUGAAUUUUAACGCCAAUACAGGGGCAAGACCGACGUCUGUACGUAAAGUUAAGAGGGUUAGCGAUGUAAAUGCAAUGGGUUACAACCCUUACCCCCAGCAGCCACCUGCAGCAUACCAACCCAACAGCACACCAUUAGCUCCUGCUGGUUAUUCAUAUGAACCAACUCCAAUAGGUAAUUUUGUAGAUUACGGUAAUCCCCAAGUGCAACAACAAUAUGCCACACCAACACAACCACAGUUCAACCCCCAGAAUCCUAAUAUGGUGGGAGUUCAAUUCAAUCCAUAUGUGGCUAAUACACCUUCCACACAAAUGGGAAAUGUUUUUGCGCAACCAAUUGUUCAGGAUAUGGCAUUUCAAUAUAGUCAGCAGUUAGCCAAUACCGGUAAGGAUAUGGUAAAACAAGGACUGGAACAGUAUGUGGCAGUAUCUAGACUAAAAUAUUAUUUUGCUGUUGACACAAAGUAUGUGAUUUCGAAGUUAGGUCUAUUGUUCUUCCCAUUUAUGCAUUCGGAUUGGUCUGUCAAAUAUGAGCAGGGUGGUGAUCCUAUUCAACCUAGGUUUGAAGUAAAUGCACCCGAUUUGUAUAUACCCACCAUGGCGUAUUUUACAUAUAUUUUAGUCACAGGUUUAAUGCUAGGGAUGCAACAACGAUUUACACCUGAACAAAUCGUCAUGCAAGCAUCAUCCGCCCUGGCUUGGUGCAUUGUCGAGUUGGUUGUGUACAGUUGCACGCGGUACAUUAUUAAUUUACAAAUAGGGUUACAUACGAUGGACUUAUUGGCAUACAGCGGUUAUAAAUAUGUAGGGAUAAUAGCUAUUAUUUUAAUUAGUUUAGUAAGUGGUCAUAAUGGAUAUUAUGCUCUCUUUCUUUACGUUAAUCUAGCAUUGAUGUUCUUUUUGAUACGAUCACUUACAGGGCCAAUUUUACAAGAGAAACAGGUCCAAUAUUAUGGGGAAGCCCCUGCGCCUAGAAAUAAAAGGCGCCUAUAUUUUCUUCUUUUAAUUAUCAUUAGUCAGCCUGCAUUGUCGUGGUGGCUUUCCUAUCAUUUGCUACCUCCAAACACGCCUGUUGUUGCAAACAGAUAAUCGCAAAGUGUAAAAUGAACGUAGUUAGUAUGAAUGUGUCUACAAUGUAAAUGACGUUUGACAAGUUUUUGCUACGCGGAUGAUUUUAUAAAAUCUGAUACUGAACUUGUAUGCUAUUUAAGAACAACCCGUUUAUUUAUAACUUCCUACUUUGAUAUUAAAAUAAGAAUGGUUACCCGCAUAGCUAAUAUUAAAAACUAUGAGUAUAAUGAACAUAUUUUUUGAGGAUUGUUUAAUCUAAAAUUUGUAAAUAGAUAUAAAUACAUGCUUUUUGUAAUAAAACCUUAAGUUUAUUAAUAAUAAUUUUGCGAAUCUGACUUAAUGGAAUUUCCAAGUACGUCUGGAAUUAAAAUAGUUCCUUAAAUGUCCCGUCUAUGGCUCAAACUCUUUAGUCAGUAAUAAUUUAAUUUUAGUGUUUUAGUGUAGGCAACAUUAAGGUCAAUGCACCAUACAAUUUAGUUUUCAAAACCCUUCUACCAUUAUGGUGUAGGGAAAAUAAAUUAACAUAUUCUACCA